Molecule: messenger RNA, 1647 nt
Organism: Drosophila arizonae
Lineage: Eukaryota; Metazoa; Arthropoda; Insecta; Diptera; Drosophilidae
Source: RefSeq, a predicted model, not a curated record
UUUGUUGUUAGUUGUGAUGACAUGAAAGAAGAAAUUGUUCAUCUCACUAAGAGCACUUACGAGAUCUUCCGUGAUGAGCAUAAUGAUAAUAAUCUGUGGAGUUCAUUCAAGGAGCUACUGCGAAAACUUGAUUCUGUGCCAACAAAUUUGCACGGCUGGUGGCGUCUGCCCGCAUUUUUUUCCACCUUCAGUUCAAAGGAAGCAGCUAGGGAAUUCUUUCGUACAAGAUAUGACGUAAAUAUUGAUUUGAUCGAGGAGUGCAAGGAUCUGAACGAGUUACAGCAACACCUAAUUGACAAGUUAAAAUGCCAAUCAGCGGACGAGAUAUCUUUUGUAAAGCAACGAAGCCUUCAACAUUUUCUUAUCAAGAAUGUGCAUCAUUGGAGUCAACUUGGUGAAUUUAACUUGAACCCAAUUGACAUUUUGGAGACCGGCUCAUUCGAUACAUUGUCACAUAUGGCGAGUCUUUUGGAGAAGCACGACCAAAAGUUGCCCGAUGAGAGCUUGAUUGACUUCUUCUUAGAGCAGUUAAAUAAAUAUAACAGACGUUUACUAAACCCUGGAAGAAUAUUAAGUUAUAUAUCCAAAUAUCAGGAGCCAAGUAAAACGGUAAUACUCGUUCAAAAAUUGAUUUCCAAUAGUAGAAGUGGCUGGGAUCUGGGAAACAUACUAUAUAACACCGAUUAUGUAUUACAAUCAACUUUAAUCAAUGGCUUACUUUUUUUCGAGCAUCCGACAGGAGUAAAACGCAUCGAGAGUGCAUAUCUAAACAGUUUAUCGACCUGGAAUACAGUAGAACAUAUUAAACAGAGCAAUUUUAUAACGUACGUGAGUAAAAUGAAAACAGGGCAAAUCGAGCUAUUUGACGAAAUGCUUGAUAUCAUCUCGAAUAUAAGUCAAAGAGAAAUUGCUCAAAAUUCAAAAGACCACCGAGUACAAAUUCGUUUUAUCCGAGCAAUUUUGAAUCUUGAACGCUUUGGUGAAACGAUACCUGCAUAUUGGAAUGACAAGCUCUGGAUAGCCUUGUUAAACCCGAGGAACCUUAUGAAUAUCAAAUUGCUUUACGAAUGUCUGGUGGCCAAGCUUGUGCCAAGAUUCGAAAUGCUACAGGAACAGCUGAUGAUGCUUGGUACUCUUCAGCCCGAUCAACAGGAGUCAGUCAUAUCUGUUGCUCACAUUUAUUGCAUAUGCAAAUGGAAUACAUUAAAAACGGAGCAAUUGCAAAGUGUAUUUGAGUUGCUUUGGCUACACGUUGCUUCUGUAAAUUUCCGGACAAUGUUGUUCAGCCAGCUAGUUCUGCGCAGACUGGCUGAUAAAUGUGAGAAGAGCAGUAUGGAAGUCCCUUUGGUUAGCGGUACAAAGGCUAAUCUGGCAUUGUUAAUUGAUGACAAGAACUUAGAUUUUCAGACAGAUGCGCGCCUGUUGCUACCAAAAAUAAUAGAGAAUUUUAAUGUAGCAGAUGCAAUUCUUUAUAUCACAAAUGCUCCAUUUGAUGAAUUCGAAAAUCCAAAAUGGUUAUUUUCACAAUAUGAAAUGGAGGAUCUUGACAAGUUACGCAGCGCAUUUAAGUCUAAAAGUCUUGAAAUUUAAAGUUCGUACAUUUUGUCUUUAAUUUUAAAAAUAUGUAUUAAUCAAUUGUAAUUACAC